GUUUAGGGCAGUGGUUCUCAAACUUUUCAAGUCGCGACCCACCAGAAUAAUCUGGUGGUUUGGGACCCCCCCCAUCCUUCGCGAGCGAGGGAAAGAGAAGCUGCUUUCAGACAUGCACUGAAGUCUGGACAUUUUCCUGAACUUCUCCAGUAACCAAGGAUGCAGAUGUCUGCUUAUGUUGCUCCAGACAUUGUCCUGGACAUGUAUUGCUAAAGACUUGAGACUUGUUUGGGACUCUUGAGAGACUUCAUUUUUUCUUGGUUUCUACCAUACAGACAAAAGAACAACAUCCUAGAAAGGAAAAGCAAAGAGAGCACUCAAGAUAGACAAACACAAAGACCGUUGAGGCAGCCAUGGAGGAGACAAAUAACCAAAUGCAAGCCCCCCAUCGCUAAGAUGAACAAUCAAGCAGACCAGUAUUUCAGUCCAAAGUCCUGCAGAGGCUUUACCCUGCAGCUCCCACGUCGGAGAAGGAAACCAGUCCAACACGCAUUGUAGAGGCUCUAGCCAAGAAAACCUAUGUGAAAAGAAAGGCCACUCAAAACGACACUGCUGCUGGAGAUGCGGCGCCGACACAGAGUGCAGCCAAUCCUCGCGCACGGAUGUACACGGUCCUACCUCCUCCUGCAGACUACGAGAAACAUUCGGAGGGAUCUGUCCCACUCUCUCAACAAGAAAGUGUAAACAGCGCAGAGGACCCAGCUGGCCCCCCAAAAGUAGAGAUGCAUAUGAAGAGUGUAACGGAGACCAACCACGAUCUCACUAUUUUGUUGUCCGCAGAAGACAGCGUCCAUGAGAGCAAUGAAGAACUAGAUCAGGAUAAGGAGGUGCGAGAAGAGCAGAAAAGAAAAAGGAAGAGGAGGAAAAGGAAACCAACUCUUCACGAAGCCUCUGGGCGAGUUGGUGCCGGCGCAGGCGAGAGUCGGACCGUGGCUGUGGCUGAGGGAGGAGAGCACAUGAGCAGGAACAAGAAGAGGAAGCUGAAGAAGAAACGGCACAAAGAGAAGCUGCUCUCCAUGGGUGUGGUGCCCCGAGCUGCCGCCCUGGUUUUCACGUACCAAAAAGAUGGGGAGGAGGAGGAGGAGGAGGAGGAGGAGGAGGAGGAGGAGGAUAAUGAGAGGAGAGCUGCUGAGGUGUCCGACUUCCUCAGGACAACACUGGAAAUCUAUUUGUCGGAAUCCAAAUUGCACGGUGACCAGCUUUCUCUCCUGUCCGGCACGGUGGACGACCUCCUGAGCCGCAUAUCCGGCGGAUGUGCCGCCCUGAGCCCGGUCCUGAAGCAGCUCUACAGCCUCAAGGCCUCUGUUCAGCAGAAGGAGGCGGACAAACUGGAGGAGGCACUGAAGGAGCUCCGCGGAGGUUCGAGUAUGUCUGCAGAGGAAACCGCUGCCGUCGUUUCCCUGUUCCAAUACUGGAUCACAGACGUUCUUCCCAUGCGGGCCGACAAGACGACAGAACCCUCCAGCACACACCCACGAGACUGUCAGUCACAGUGAAACAGAGACGCCGCUGAAGGAUUACUUCUAUCACCAAAAACUUUCUUCUUCUAUACUGGAUUGCAAAAUGUCAGGCUUAAGAUGCUGUGUGAAAUACUUUUUUUUAAAUUAUUAAAUAUCUCUGCUUCUGA
Molecule: messenger RNA, 1627 nt
Organism: Scophthalmus maximus (turbot)
Lineage: Eukaryota; Metazoa; Chordata; Actinopteri; Pleuronectiformes; Scophthalmidae
Product: glutamate-rich protein 1
Exons: 7
Coding region: 603-1496 (297 amino acids)
Source: RefSeq, a predicted model, not a curated record